Cherax quadricarinatus is the source of this 2506-nucleotide messenger RNA. The record is from RefSeq and is a predicted model, not a curated record. NCBI's taxonomy places the organism in Eukaryota, Metazoa, Arthropoda, Malacostraca, Decapoda, Parastacidae.
CUAGAUCAAGAUGAGUGGUGGAAAAGAAUUGGUAUUGAGCACUUUGAGGAGGGCUGCUAGCCAAGAAGCAGACACACUGAAACCUGCAGAGCAACAACUUCAGGAGUGGGAAACGGAACCAGGAUUUUAUUCCACUUUAGUUGAGAUAUUCUCAGAAUAUAACUUAGAGUUGAAUGUUAGAUGGCUGGCUGUUCUGUAUUUCAAGAAUGGUGUUGACAGAUAUUGGAGAAAAACUGCACCCAAGGCAAUUAAUGAGGCAGAAAAGACACAGAUUAGAUGUGGUCUUCUUCAUAAUCUGCGAGAACCUGUCCCACAAGUGGCUAUACAGCUUGCCGUACUUAUAGCCAAGAUUGCUCGUGUGGAUUGUCCCCGAGAAUGGCCAGAUCUUCUUCCUGCUCUCUUUGAGGCUGUUAAGAGCAAUGAUCAGCUUGUUCAGCAUCGCACUCUUCUUACUUUGCAUCAUGUUAUCAAACAACUGGCAUCUAAGAGAUUGGCAGCUGACAGGCGUACCUUUCAGGAGUUAACAAAUCAGAUGUUCUCGUUCCUUCUGGAGUUAUGGCAGUCUGAAACAGAAACUUUCCUUGCCGCUGGAGGACAAAACAUAGAGAUUGUGGUACCAAGCCUAGAGCAGUCACAUCUUGCCCUCAAAAUCCUUCGUAAGCUCAUUAUACAUGGAUUUAAGAAGCCUGAAGAGAGUGAAGAUGCUGUUUUGUUCAUGAAGAGCAUAUUUGACCGUGUGAAAGUGAUGCUGACUUUCCGGAAACAGUAUGAAAAUCACGAGCAUGUUAAAACUAUUUCUGAGAAAUAUGCAGUGCUUUUGACAAAAGUGUUGCGUGAUGUGCUAGAAAAUUUCCCUUUCUCAUAUUUACAGUUCAUUAAACCUAGCUUGGAACUGACAACUUAUUUUGUGUUUACACCUGCAGGUGAUGGAUUAAUUUUUGAAAGAUUUACUGUGCAGUGUCUCAAUUUGAUUAAAGCUAUUCUUUUAUGUCCUGAGUAUAAGCCAUGCAAAAUCAUAGAGGACACUAAGGAUCCCCAGACUCUAGAAGCCUUUGGAACCAAGGCAGAGUUCUUCACUAAUUCAGUUUUAGCAGGAAUGUGUCACAAACUUGUUUCCCAUUACUUUUUACUAAGUCAAGAUGACCUUGAAGUGUGGGACUCUGAUCCUGAAGGAUUUUGUAUGGAAGUAGAGGGAGGUGAAUCAUGGAAAUAUAGUCUCAGACCAUGCACUGAAACACUAUUUGUGUCAUUGUUUCACGAGUAUAGAAGUGCUCUUAUUCCGGUGUUGAUGGAAAUGGUGCGAUCUUCUCAUAACCCUGUUGAUCCUAGUGAUUACCAUGGAAUUCUUCAAAAGGAUGCUGUAUACAAUGCUGUUGGUCUGGCUGCUUUUGAACUUUUUGAUGAUAUUGACUUCGAUCAGUGGUUUACCUCUUCUUUGAUAAAUGAAUUGAAAGUGAAGGACUCAAACUAUCGCAUAAUUAGACGCCGUGUUAUUUGGCUUAUUGGACAAUGGACAAGUGUAAAAUUUUCACCAGAGCAUCGACCCACACUGUAUGAAGCAUGCAUUCAUCUCUUGGCUGCUGAUGAGGAUUUUGUAGUCCGUCUGAGUGCUGCCAUGACACUCAAACAUUCGGUGGAUGAUUUUGAGUUCGAUGCAGAGCAAUUCAUGCCAUAUCUCCCAACUAUUUUUGGCCUUUUAUUCAGUCUUCUAAAGGAGGCCCAUGAAUGUGAUACUAAAAUGCAGGUGUUGCAUGUAAUGUCAUUCAUGAUUGAAGUAGUAGGAGUGGGUAUCCAGCCUCAUGCUGCUCCUCUGGCCCAGUAUUUACCCAGCUUGUGGGAAGAAUCUGCUGAUCAUAAUAUGUUACGUUGUUCUAUCUUGACUACACUUGUGCAUAUGGUCACUGGGCUCAUGUGUCACACUACAACAGCAUCAGAUGACUUGGCCCACAGUUGACCAGCGUAGGCAGUGAGUCCGCAGACAUCACCUACAAUUGUACUUCCUGGUAGUCCUGUAAAUACUCUAAGGCCAGCAGAAGCACACCGUAAGGUGGUCUGGUGAGCACUGUCUACCGCCUCCAAGACCAGUUGACACACACCGCAAGAUGGUCCAGUGAAUACUACUAGCAGAACACACUAUGUUGCGAGUUCACUGAAUGCGGCCAUCAAGUAACUGAGGCCAUUAAACUCAGUGAGCUGCGGUAAGCGCUUCUUCUAAAGCCAGUAGAAGCCAGUAGAUAUACCAUAAGAUGGUCAGAUGAAUACUCUCUACUGCCAGUAGAUGUAAACCGUAAGGUGUUCUGCUAAUUACUGCUUCUAAAGCCGGCUCAGCAGUCCCCACAUUGGGUUUGAUGACGUACCCUUGGUACUGCCAGCCGGCAGGUUAAGCAUUUAACUGCUAGUUUGGCAGGGGGCCGUCACAUUCAUACAAAAAAAAAAAAUACAAAAUUUACUGUUAUGCAGGCUACUGCAUUAUUGUAAAACUGGUAUAUAUAAUAUCAGUGCACUA